GAUUGACAAAAGCUGAAUCCCAUAAACCCAACAAACUAGUUUUAGUCUCGGAAUUUGGCGUGUUACAAUCGCUUAAAUUCUUGAAUGGCAGACGACUUCUGGACUGCUUCACAUUUUAAGCAUGGAUGGUUUGCACAAGUUUGUACUGUUCUUCACUGAAAAAAAAUCUGCAAUAGUCUAUGGUUUUUUGGCACUGAUGACUGUAGGUGGCCAGCAAUUGUUUUCUCUGGUUGCUUUCAAGUGUCCAUGCAGCCACCAGAACCUCAUUUAUGGAUGUGUGUUCCUCUUUGCUCCUGCAUUAAUACUUCUGGUCAUAGCAUAUUUCUUGGACAACAGGACAUGGAAGCUAUAUACUGGAUGUUGUCUGAACCCAAAGAAGAUGUUCCCAACAGGAAAUUCUUUUUACUGCUUCUUUGUUUCCUUACAUCUCACAGCUAAUGCUUUUAUAGUUCCUGUAAUGUGGAUUGCGAUUGCCUUGCUUAAUGGGACUUUCUAUGCAUGUGCUAUGAGUGGUUGGCAGAAUCCAGAGUUUGUUCAGUUUCUGUGCAACAAUAAAUCCAGCAACUGCCCCAGAGAUCUAUUCAAAGUCACCUGUGGCAAUACAUCAAUGCCGGCUACGGACUCAAUAGAAAUAGCAAGGAUUCUGCAAGCUCAGUCUCAGGUUCUCGGUUGGUGGCUGAUCACUGUAACAUCUGUCGCUUCUCUUUUACUCACCUGUUAUGUCAACUGUCGCUCAAAAGUCAGUUCCCUACAAACAACAUUCUGGAGAAUAUAUAUGGGAAAAGAAAAAGAAAAAUUUGAUCAACUGGCACAAGAAUAUGCCACAAAACUUGCCGAGAGAAAUAUAAGAAGCUUCUUUGAGAACAAGGAACCAGAGGUCUUUGAAAUGCCAGACAACAAGUCAUGGGAGGAAGUUUCUUCCUUGUAUUAUUCACUCAACACCACGCAUCAGUAUUACAGUACUUUGCAUAGGUUUGUAGAACGAGCUGAUAAAGUCAGUCGAUCCUCAAGUGAAGAAAUCAUAACCAGUGCGGAUGGAGAACAGGAAAUUAUUUAACUAUUAUUUGAAUUACAAAAGAGAUCAUGGAAACAGUGUAUAAAUAACACUAUAUCUGGGACUCUGGAAAAUAUGUGAUUCUCUGUAUACACAGCUUGAUGCUGAUGUGCUUAUUUGGAGUCUAUAUAUCCAAGUGCCCUGAUGCAACAUCUUGUUCAUAAGAUAUAGAGACAGACACGGGGCAUGACUAGUGCUAAAUUACCUCUUCUUUUCAUGUAGUAAUAGCACAACAUAGCAAAAAGAACAUAUACCAUUUACUGUAAUUUUCUUAUUAUAUUCUUAAUUUCUUUGAGAAUUGAAUUCCUCAACCCAUACUUUCUACAGAAAAAAAAUGCCUAUAAGACUAAAACAAGAGUGAUAUACAUAAAUACUCUAAAGGCAUUUUGCCCACAAAAACCCUCAUUAACUACUGUGUUGCCCGUACCAUCUAAAGGAACUGUACAGCGAAAACCCACGAGAAAAGGAUGAAAACAGCAGCGGCACUAGAAUGAAAAAAAAAGAUACACGGUCCUACUAAAUCCAUAAAGAGGCCAAUAUGUUACCCUUUCUUUCUUCAUUGCAUGCACAGGGGUUGGGGGCAGGAAAUAAACAGGCGUCGCUCA
Pelobates fuscus (common spadefoot toad) is the source of this 1659-nucleotide messenger RNA. It is a transcript of the gene CALHM5, whose product is annotated as calcium homeostasis modulator family member 5. The record is from RefSeq and is a predicted model, not a curated record. Gene Ontology annotation, molecular function: monoatomic cation channel activity. Gene Ontology annotation, cellular component: plasma membrane. The transcript has 2 exons. The coding region runs from base 122 to 1057 and encodes 311 amino acids. NCBI's taxonomy places the organism in Eukaryota, Metazoa, Chordata, Amphibia, Anura, Pelobatidae.